This is a messenger RNA of Fonticula alba, 2394 nucleotides long. RefSeq lists its product as hypothetical. The record is from RefSeq and is a predicted model, not a curated record. The transcript has 2 exons. The coding region runs from base 257 to 2269 and encodes 670 amino acids. Lineage: Eukaryota; Rotosphaerida; Fonticulaceae.
ACGGGGAUGGUCAUCCAAAUUUUAGUGCGGCCACCACCACCGGGCGCGGCCGGCCCGUCUCAGGCCCUGGUCAGCUGUCUUCCGCUCACGCCAUCCGGCCUCUGUGUAUGCCACCUUCUUGUCCCCUUCCUCCUCCCUCCUCCCUCCUCCCUCUUCCUUCCUGCCUCGCUCCUCCCCCGCCCCCCUCCCGCAUCCACUCCUCCCGAUUCCCCGAGCCCAGAGCACCAGGCUCUGUAUCCUUCAAAGAAGAAGGACCAUGAAUCUGCCGAAGGGGCACAUGUCGGACCCCCUGCCCCAUGGUGGCCCGUGCUGGCCGGCCGCCGGGUCCCUUGUCGAAGCUUACAGCGAGGCAUCCGGCAACUUCCUCCUGUCAAUGGUGAUCCUGGCACCAAGCUCGGGGGAUGGGCAGGUUUUGGUGCACCCACUUUUCACCCCGCACUUGGCCUUCACGCCGGCGGGCAAUUUGCGGUCCAUCUCCCCGGAGCGCGCUCUCUUUGCCCUCUACCAGCACAGCCUGCUGGCUGGGCGCUUCCACAGCCCCGGGCUGCCGCCGGUUUCGCCGAUCGUGGCCCCGCCGCCGCAGUCCCUGCCAUCGCCGGGGCCCCGGCACCAGCACCCGCAGUGUUCGACGCCGAUGGACGUCUUUGCGGCCUCCCUGGCGGAGCCGCUGCGCCUGUACGCCCCCUGGACCGACAACUUCUUCCACCCGGCCACCCUCGUGGGCAGCCUGCCGAAUGGCCUGGUUGAGGUUGUCUUUGACUCGGCUGCCUCGCAGCCGCAUGCCAUCAAGCCGGAGUUCCUGCACCUGCGCUGCUUCUAUCCCCCUCCCCACCAUCAUGUCAUGGCUUCGCCUGUGGACCCGCGCCUGGUGGCGCACCACCCGUCGAUUGCUCCGAUUCCCGGGCGCCCCUUGAUGUUCUACGGGACCGGCCCGGGGCUGGCUCCGCAGCCGGAGGGCAUGCCUCCAAGCAUGGGGGUCACGCCGGGAUGGCCUGCCUGUGAGGAGUAUUUCAGCCCGGCGGCCGAGCUGACCCCCAGCCCGGCGGCCAGCCCGAUGGGCCUUCCUGCGGUCGACCCCCCGGCCGGCCGGGUGGCCAGCCCGAUGGCCAACCACCCGACAGCCAGCUCGGCAGCUGGCCAGGCGGGCCGUCCUGUGGCCAGUCCGGCGGCCGGCCCGGCAGCCGGCCGGCCGGUGACCACGCGACCUAUCCACGGGGCGAAGGUCCCCGGGAAGGACCAAUCGACCGGCCCUUCGAGGGCAACCCCGUCGCCGUUCAAAAGCCCGAAGCACGCCAGCGGCCCCUUCUCGACGCCGCCUCCGCCUCCUUCGAAGUCGGUGACACUGCUCAGGCGCCUGGACAAGGGCGACCUCGCCACCGGGGGGCCCACCUCCCCCAAGCUCAAGGACUUGCGCUCCACUUCCAAGGCAGCUGGUGCCUCGACCCGGGGCAAGUCCGCCGACGCCCACUCGCACCCCUCGAUGUCGGCUGGUGCUGCCGAUGCUCCAAGCCCAAAGCCCGGCAAGUCGACCAUGAAGGCACCCCACCGGAAGGAUCACACAGGCCCCAAGGCCGGGCGCGACCCCGUGGCCCCGAAGGACCGCGAGGAUCUUCCCGGUGUCGACGGCAUCCCGGCUGGCAAGGAGGACCCCCCGAGCGCCAAGGACCGGGGGGAUGGCGGAGCCUACCCGGUGCCGGCCUCCGUGGUCCCCGCCUCGGACUGCCCGGAGACCCCCUCGCCGGGACUCGACUGGUCGAAGGUGUCUGACAAGAAGAAGAACAAGAAGCCCAAGAAGAAGCCGGCCAGCUCGCAACAGCUGCCCACCCCCCUGGACGACUCAUCCGGGACAACCUCCCAUCCGGCUCCCGGGUCGGCUUCGGAUCCGCCCGUGGCCUCGACCCUGGCCGACGAUUCGACCCCUGGCUCGGGUUGCACCUCGUCCCCCGGGUCGGGCUCCGGUUCGGCCUUCUCGCCUCGGCCGCCGCGAGUUCCCUCUCGGUCGACCACUUGGAUUCUGCAUCCACUGGCGACGGAGCAUUCCUCCUCGGAGGACAUCCUCCGACUGUUUGCCCCCUUCCAGGGGGUAACCGUUGAUGGCAUCUCGGCGCAAGCCGAUGGCACACGCUAUUCACAUGUAACUCUUCCCCCGACUGUGACCCUCUCGCGGGCCAACCGCCACCUCCAGUCGGUUCAGGCAUCGUCCGGCUCCCCUCCGACCAUGCUCCACCGCCGGCUGGCGGUCCUCCCGGCCUCGACGACCAUCACCUAGACUGCCCGCCCCUGCUGUGGAAGUCUCCGCCCCUCCCGCCAUUCGAAGCGCGCCCCUUUCCCACUCCCCCUCUCAGGGGAUCAGGCCUGCCCGGUUGCACAGAGCCCAUAGUGUCCCCCCCCCCC